UUUUUUUUUUUUUUUUUUCCUGUCGUAUAAUUUAAGUACGGUACUUAUAGGUAAACCCGACUUAUACUAGGUUACCUACCUAGGUACCUCCUAAUACCUUAUAUAUAAACGGGGGAUAUUCUCCCAUUCUUGCCCGUUCCCAAUUUUAACCUUCUUUCAACGACAACGACCGCGAGAGAGACUAGCAGAUAUACCUAGGUGGUUAGUGCCCGUAAUUAAGGCAGUAAUCUAUAGGGUAUUAUGUUUUCACCGAGUCCCUCUUACACGUCGACUCUAAUUCACUACCGUCUGUACUGAACUUAUUUUUUUUUUAAAAAAAAAAUACUGUAUAAUAAUACAAGACGAGAAAGGUCGUCCAUGACCAUUACGCCGCAGAAUGCAGAUGACAGCUGCCUCAUAAAUCAAACUGUCCCGACGGGGGUCACGCCGCCUCCGUCGGAGUACCUUGACGAAAAGAAGCAACUUUCCAAUCCCAAUCCCAACCACAAUCCCAAUUCUGAAUCCAUUUCCCGCGAGGACGAAGAGAAACACAAUAAGGCUCGUUCCCGCUCCAUCGAGGAUGCGGCUGCACCACAUCUGCCGUCGUCUUCCUCUUCAGAUAGAGGUGAUGGUGAUGAUGACGACGACGACGAUGAAGAUUUCCCCGAAGGCGGCCUAGCCGCCUGGCUCGUCGUCUUCGGCUCCUUCUGCUCCAUGAUCUGCCUGUACGGCCUGAUCAACUCGGUCGCCGUGUUCGAGUCCUACUUCUCGACGCACCAGCUCGCCGGGUACAGCUCCUCCACCAUCGGCUGGAUCUUCAGCAUGUACCUGUUCAUCGUCUUCUUCUUCGGCGUCCAGGUCGGCCCCAUCUUCGACAGGCACGGCCCCAGGCUGCUCGUCGCCGCCGGCAGCUUGCUGGUUGUCGCUAGCCAGCUCAUACUAGGGUUGUGCGAAGAAUACUACCAGAUCCUGCUCACGUACGCGGUCCUAGGAGGCAUAGGCGGCGCGCUCCUGAACGUGCCCGCCUACGGCGUGAUAGCGCACUUCUUCAAGCGCCGGCGGGGCCUGGCGGUCGGGGUCGCGGCGACGGCCGGGUCCGUGGGCGGCAUCGUGUUCCCGCUGUACCUGCAGGCGGCGAUCCCGCGCCUCGGGUUCGCGUGGAGCACGCGGAUCAUCGGCUUCAUCCUGCUGUUCCUGUCCGUCCUGGCCAACCUGCUCGUGCGCUCGCGCCUGCCCCCCAGCACCCACCCGGUGCGCAUCCUGCCGGACUGGUCCCUGUUCCGGGACCUCAAGUUCUCCCUCUGCUGCGCCGGCGUCUGGUUCAUGGAGUGGGGCAUCUUCACCCCGCUGACGUACAUCGUCUCGUACGCCGCCGCCCACGGCCAGGAUGCCAACGCCGCGUACACGCUCCUGGCCAUUCUAAACGCCGGCUCCUUCUUCGGUCGGUUCCUCCCGGGGUUCCUAGCGGACCGCUUCGGCCGCUUCAACGUCAUUACCAUAACGAACGCGCUGUGUGUCGUUACUAUCCUCGCCUUCUGGCUCCCUGCCGGUGACUCGCGCGCCAUGAUCGUCGUUUUCGCUGUUACUUUUGGCUUUGCUUCCGGAAGCAACCUAGGCUUGUACCCCGUCUGCAUCGGCCAGCUGUGCGACGCCCGUGAUUACGGUCGUGUGUAUUCCACGGCGGUGAUGAUUGGCAGCUUUGGGACCCUGACGGCCGUUCCCAUCGCCGGCGCAUUGCUGGAGAUGGGUAGCGACGAGCGUCAAGGCUGGCUGGCGCUUAUCCUCUUCGCGGCGUUAUCGUAUGCCAUUUCAACUAGCUGUUUCCUUGGCGCCCGAGUCUUGGCCGUUAGUUGGAGGGUGAAAGAAGUGUACUAGGAGCGGAUUUGGCGGUACAUAUAAAGUGUGGCGCUUCAGGUAGAUCGAUAUCAAGUAGCGCCGGGUAUAGACUAUGUGUGACCUGGGAGAUUGAACAUAUUCAAGCAUACUGCAUCACCGCGCGCGUCAAGAUUUCUAUAGAUUCGAAUCCUCUGCCUGCCUU
Daldinia caldariorum is the source of this 2017-nucleotide messenger RNA. Its product is annotated as MFS general substrate transporter. Gene Ontology annotation, biological process: protein histidyl modification to diphthamide; transmembrane transport. The record is from RefSeq and is a predicted model, not a curated record. The coding region runs from base 358 to 1854 and encodes 498 amino acids. The transcript is spliced from 2 exons. Gene Ontology annotation, cellular component: fungal-type vacuole membrane. NCBI's taxonomy places the organism in Eukaryota, Fungi, Ascomycota, Sordariomycetes, Xylariales, Hypoxylaceae. Gene Ontology annotation, molecular function: 2-(3-amino-3-carboxypropyl)histidine synthase activity; transmembrane transporter activity.